GGAAAUAUUCUGAGCUCCGCCUCUUUCUGGAACCUGGUCUGAUUGAGAGUAAGAGUAGACAAACCACUUUACCGAAUGGAGACACACUGAAGGAGGCACCAACACGACAGUUUUACUUUCUGUGUUGGAUCUAGAGCCAUGGACAAAGCCACAGCAGCCUCUGAUUUCCGAAUUGUGAUGAUCGGAAAGAAUCAGGAGGAAAAGGCAAAACUGGGUACAUUCCUUACAGUCAAGUCCGUCGUUCCUUAUGGAAAACUGCCCAAGCAGAGCAGUGUCUUCUGUGGAGAAUGGAGGAACGCUGCAGUGAAAGUCUACAACACCUCAGACCUGUUCAGUGCAGACAACAAGAAAGUCAAAGAUGAGGUACAGCGUCUGCUCUGUGAGACUGAUCCAGGACCUAACGCCUUUCUGCUCCUCAUCGACCCUUCGGACUUCACCAAAACUGACCGGAACAAACUAAGAUCCGUCCUCAAGUGUUUUGGAGAAGAUGCGCUUAAAUCUUCUAUGAUGAUCGCGAGCAACAGCGAAGUCGGAUGGGGCCCCGCUGUCCACCGACUUAAACAGGACUGUGGUUGCAGAUGCACGAAACUCGAUUUUUCGGAACUUUCCUCCUCACUUCUAAAUGUUUUGAUGGAGAAAGUCGAGAACAUCAUCGCCGACAACCAAGAUCUUUAUCAAGCCGGUCCUGCCAAGUCUGAAGUGAUUUACCAAGAACUGAACACGGAACCGCCUCUAAAUAUGGUGCUCUGUGGCAGGUACAGAGACUACAAAGCCUCAGCAGCAAGAAGUAUUUUGAAAACAAAGAUCAGCGCAGGGAAUUCUGCCAAGAGUGUGGAAUAUGUCGGGAAUGUUUCUGGACGGAUCGUGACAAUGGUAGCACUGCCGGCUUUGUCCAGUUUGACGCCGGACGUAGCCAGAGAUGAAUCUCUCCGUUGCUUCUCUUUGUGUGAUCCAGAGGGAAUCCACGCCUUUGUGAUUGUCCAACCUGUGGGUCCACUCAACCCCGAGGACAAACAUGAGCUGGACGUCAUCAGGAGAGAGUUCACUUCCAAAAUAAAUGCCUUCAAAAUGAUCCUGUUCACGGUGGAUUCUGAGUCAGGAGCUUUAGCUGUGUCCAACUUCAUCAGGAGCAACAAAGACCUACAAGAGCUAUGUGAGAGCUGCAACAAUCGAUACAUCAUUCUGAACAUCAGCGACAAAAAGCAAGUGGAAGACGUGAUCAGAAUGGUCGAGGACAUCAGCCAGAAUGGAUCGAGAAGUUUCACGAGACAAAUGGCAACGAAACCGCAAGUGCCAAUAAGAAAUUCAUUUAUUAAGCCAACUCCAAUGCUAAGGCCACGGAAGAAAACCUCUGUGAAGAAAGAUUCACUACGCAUUGUUCUGAUGGGGAAAACGGGGUCUGGGAAAAGCGCCACAGCCAACACCAUUUUGGGUCGAGAUGAGUUUGAGUCUAAAGCUUCCCAAACAUCAGUCACUAAGUUGUGUAGAAAAGCAGAGGGGCAGGUUGAAGGCAGGUCUGUGGAGAUCGUGGACACACCUGGAUUGUUUGAUACGACUUUAACCAACGCCGAGGUCCAAGAAGAGCUGGUCAAAUGCAUUAGCCUGCUAGCGCCCGGGCCACACGUGUUUUUACUGGUGCUGCAAAUUGGGCGGUUCACCAAAGAGGAGCAAGAGACUGUAGACAUAAUCAAGGGUUUCUUUGGGAUCGGAGCAGAAAACUACAUGAUCAUCGUUUUUACGAGAGGCGAGGAUCUAGCAGGCUUGAGCUUGGACACUUUUCUCAAAGAAGGAAAGAGCGAAAUGAGGACAUUGCUUCAGCAGUGUGGUAAUCGCUGCCAUGUUUUCAACAACAGAGCAAAACAAAAUCGAACACAAGUUCAGGAGUUGUUGAGGAAAAUUGAAGACAUGGUGCGAAAAAAUGGUGGAUGGUAUUACACAGCGGGCAUUUUCCAAGAGGCGGAAAAGGCGAUUGAAAAAGAGACAGUCAAACUUCUUAAGAAAAAGGAACCGGUGAUGAAGAAGCAGGAGCAGGUCAUCGAGGAAAAACACAAGGAGAAUGUUGAAACAAAAAAAAGUCAUAUUUUGAAAAUGAAAGCCAAAAUUGAACAAGAAAUUAAGCAAACAGAGAAAGAGCUUAGAGAAAAGCAGGGGAGGUUAGAAAAAGAACAAGCGAACCGCAGAAGGUAUGAGAAACAAAGGAAAGAGGAAGACAGGAUUAAAAAACAAGAGGAGGAAAUACAGAAGCAGCAGUGGAACAACCGAUACACAAACCUCGUGCAACAAAUCAACACGGAAUCGGAGUCAGUCUCGAAAAGAAGCAGUUUAAUUUUACUGAAAGAGAGUUUAAGAAAGGAGCAGGAAGAAUGGGAACGAAAAAGACAUGAGUGGUGGGCCCAACGGAUGAAGGAAGAGAAGAAACAGAGGGAGGAGGAGAACCAGAUACUGAUGCAGCUCGAGAGGGAGUACACCGAAGCCCGCAAAACCUACGAACUUAAAAAAAGCGAAGACGAAAAGAGACGCCGCGAGGAUGAGCAAGAGUUUAGGGCGAUGCAGGAGAAUCACCAACGACAACUGGAGAUGAUGAGGCUGAAAACCGAAGAGGACGCCAGAAGGCAAGCAGAGGCCAUUAACGAUUUCCAAAGACGCUACGCAAAAGAGAGGGAGGAACUGAGACGGCUAAGAGAAAGGAGACACAGCACGGAGGAAUACUUGGUCAGACAGUUAAUCAGGACCAAAAGUCACAGAAAAGACUUUCUAACGAUGAAACUGAAGCACAAGCGGGAGAUGGAAAACUUGGAGCACUUACAGAAAGGAUACGACGCAGAGGUCCAGUCCAAGGAAAUAGCGGAACUCCAGAAACAGCACGAAGACGAGAUUCACGAGUGGAUCCAAGACAAAGUCAGUACGACGUCGGACACUGCCUGUGCCAUUUUGUAAUUACAAAUUCGCCUGGAAGUAGUAGUAAACACAUGGUUUGGAACAGAUGUAAAACUUUAGAGGAAAAAAUGUUACUAUUUGUGAUCUCUGAAAGACAUUUUUAUGUUUUUAAUAAGACCAAAAAGAAAUACAUUUUUGUCAAAUUGUCCUAUACCUCUAAUCUUGUAUUGUAUUUAUUUAUUUACUGUAUUCUAAGCAUCUGGCCAUGAGAUUAGUGAUCAAUUGAAUUAAAAGUAUAAAACUAUAAAGCUUUAAUAAAUAUGCAUGUAGGAAACUACAUAAUAAUGAGCCCAUAUAUGACAUAAAAACACAAAAAAGUACUAAAGGACGACUUCACUGCUGUGUUUCAGAUGACACCACCACAUUUUGGGCAACAUUCUGGGCCAAUGAUGUUUAACACAGAUGAGGGGCAAAUAAAAUGAUUAUUGUUCCAAUGCAGAUGUGUGCUGUAACACAGUGAGAUCUUAGGUCUAGUCUUUGAUAGAAAUUAUCAGGUUCAACAUUUGUGAUGGUAAAUGUAUGAUGUAAUCAAUAGAACUGUGUGUGGUCAAGGGUCACAUCGUCACAUCACAGAAUCUGAAAACCACCAAAAGUCUGUAAAACACUCAACAAAACACCUGAAUUUAUAUUUUGUUUUUAUAUAUGGAUAUAUUUUUAAGUAAUAUUUCUGUGAAUGUUGAGUUUCUGAGGCCUAAGAUGCACUUUUGUAUUUGAACAGUGGAGAUACAGUCUUUACAGAAUUAGAUAUGACAACAGGUGGUCUUUAUGUACUGUCCCUUUUAUAAAUAAAUAUUUGUUUUUUCAAUU
This is a messenger RNA of Periophthalmus magnuspinnatus, 3744 nucleotides long. Its product is annotated as GTPase IMAP family member 8-like. Lineage: Eukaryota; Metazoa; Chordata; Actinopteri; Gobiiformes; Gobiidae. The record is from RefSeq and is a predicted model, not a curated record. The coding region runs from base 139 to 2937 and encodes 932 amino acids. The transcript is spliced from 3 exons. Gene Ontology annotation, molecular function: GTP binding.